Capsicum annuum is the source of this 11287-nucleotide messenger RNA. RefSeq lists its product as uncharacterized. NCBI's taxonomy places the organism in Eukaryota, Viridiplantae, Streptophyta, Magnoliopsida, Solanales, Solanaceae. Gene Ontology annotation, molecular function: nucleic acid binding. The record is from RefSeq and is a predicted model, not a curated record.
GUCUCAUCUAUCAGAACUACAUCGUCUGCAAAAAGCAUACACCACGGCACCUCCCCUUGUGAAAUCAUUUGAAAUAAUUUCAUCAUUUGUUAAAAGGUUAUAUGAAAAAAAUCAUUUUAGUAUUAGUUUGACGAGUAGAUUUUAUGGCGAGGAUGUUCCAAAAUUUUUCUAAUCGUUUUCUUAUAAAUAACUAACGCAUGUUACGUUUAGUAAGACAUGUAUAUCUCUUAAACUUGGCCUACAUCUUAUCUUAAUUUAAUAUUUGAUUUUCUUAUCUAAUCUAAGUUUGGUCGGUAAACCGUAGUUAGCGGAUCCUUUAGGGUGCCUAAUCCCUUCCCUUUAGGAUAACUAGAACCCUUACCUAGAAUCGUUUAGGUUAAGUAGACGUUAAAAUGAAGUCCUUAAUUGCUUUAAUUAUAGUGUAUAAUAGGUGUCCUAAUUCACCGUAGAACUAAUUAGGUGGUGACUUUCUUAAUUUUAUUAGAAGUUUUUCAAUAUGUCGUACCUCGGUUUGACCCGUGUUAAAAUGGGGUAUAACAACUUGGCGACUUCACUGGGGAAUACUUAUGUUCUUAACCAUAACAAACUUAAGUUAGUAAUUAAGUCUUUUUAUUUUGUUAUUUGUUUCACCCUAAUUGUCUUCUUUUUUCAUGUUUGUAUGGCGUAAAUUAUUUAUUUGCUAUUGUUUUGUAUAAAUUGCUUACUUGUUUACUGCUUUGUAAAUUGGCAUUCCGUUCAUAUUUCCUCCACUUUAGAAAAUUGACACACACACAUUGUGCAUGCAGAUUGUACAUUGUACUUUCCCAAAAUUCUUUCAAGUCACCAAUUUUAGAGAGUCGGCGCAUACGUAGGGUGAGCGAGAGUUUUAUUGUCGUGGGACCACGUGCUUUCUCAUGUAGGAAAUCCAAGUCCGUGUUUACCCAAAUCUUAGAAAAACUUAAGAUAGAGUGUUGCCACCCUUGAUUUAGGCCAUGCAUAUGCUUAAGCCGUAGGUUGUUUGACCCAUGGUGUAUUCCACGAAUUUAGGAAACGCUUUUAUGUCAAAAGGGUUCACAACCCGACGUCGACCUUCAUAUGAGUUUGGAAAAGCAUUUGCUUAUGUUGUCUUCUUGUAGGUUGCUAGAAUAGAUAACUUACCUAAUUCUGCCAACACCCAAAUGGUUGUGUGUGUGCCACUUAAGCUAAGGAGAUGGUGGGAGAACAUCAAGAUGGAGCAUGGGUUCGAGAUUAGGAGAACUUUGGGUUUCUUGACAUCAUUGAUCUACAUCCUUUCUGACAGACAUAUAGUCAAGGCAUUGCUCAAGUUCUGGGAUUCCAAGUAUCAAGGAUGGGGUAUGAUCUUACCUCGCAAACAGUUAGGAACGAAAUUCUUGCACCUUCUUGGGCUCAAAAACAACCUCAAGCUUGCAUGUUUGGAUCGUGAUUGGAUUUCUCUUAACUACUUGUAUGAAAUAUUUGGUCGCAAGGAUGGUCACAAGGUCUUUAGCAGGGAAUUCUCUUGUUCUACUGAGAGUUGGAGAAAGAAACGUCAUAUCGCUUUUGCCAUUGCUUUACUAGGUAUUCUGGUUUUUCCUUUGGAGCAUGGAAGGAUUGACACUUUCCUUAGUUUCGUGGUUCGAGAUCUCUUUCGUGGGGUUGAAAAUGCUAAAGUUAUACACUGGUUUCGAUGAUUGUAGCAGAAAUGACGAGAGAACUGUCCAAAUGUGCCAGAGAAAGAAGGUUCUUUGAAGGAUGCAAUCUCCUUCUUCAGAUUUGGGCUGUAGAACAUUUCUAUAGACGUAACGCCAUGGUCGACAUACUCUUUAGCAGACCUAAUAGGAUCGACUCUCAUCUACAAAUGAUGGCAAAAUUUGUAGCUCCUGUGGGUACACAUGAUUGGUAUGCAUUCAUAAGGGUGCUCACGGGCAAUCAAAUCCAAUGGAGGUACCCAUGGUUGUCACCUCGCGCUGCCGUCAUCAGGGGUCGUACGACAUACUAUAUUGAACUUAUUGGCUUGAAAGGUCUUCAACCAUGUGCUCCCUCAUGAGUGCUUCGAAAAGUUGGACAUCAAGUCAUUAUUCCACUUUGUUUGGAUAUGAGCAGAUUUGAGGUUGAUUUCGGGCCACUCUUUGAGAUUCCUAGAACAAUGGAGUUGCUUCGAGAAUGGAGAAAUUUGAUGACAAUACAUGUGCUUAACGAGCAAGUUUACUAUACUCCAGAGUAUUAUGUGUGGUUAUCAGUAGCAGCUAUGGAGGAUGCAGGCUUUAACCGUCAAGGACAAGCCGUUGGGUAUGAAGAUCUUGAAGAAACAGAACGGGCACAUGGUAUCCUGAUCAACCACUUUGUCAUCCCACCUAAAAUAUGGGAACAAGUCAUUCCCGAAUCUUUGGCACACUUUGGAGCAUGAGGACUUAGUUUAGUGCCUAGAAUUUCUUUUAUCAUGUACUUUCUUUAUGUUUUGGCUAGGAUUUUUGUUUUAUUAUCAUGUACUCUCUUUAUGUUUUUGAAAUCAAUGUAAUGGUCUAAUGAUGACAUUUAAAUGAAGUAGUUUGUUUCUCAUUUUCUAACUCCAAACUCGAGCAAUGUCAUUAAUUAAGAUCAAUUUUCAUUAUCCCAAUUAUUUGGCGUAUAGGCCCACCUCUUGGCGUAAAAGAGGUCCCAUGCAUAAUAUGAUGCGUUUUUUAUUGUUGAAAUUUCUUUUUAUUAUGUGCUUUAUUUGCAACAUGAUGCACGUUUUUCUUACAUAGUUUGCUUAAUUGCAAGUUAUUUUAUGCAUACAAAUUAUUUGCCUAUUUUCUCUUGAAGGUUUUCUUUCCUCUAAUUUAUUCCCCCAAAGGUUGAUUUGUGUUGACUAUGAACUGGCUGAUCACCCAUACUUUAUGAGAUCAAAAGCAUGAGCAAACGCCAAUAUGACUGAUUCAUCAUGUCCUUCAUGAUGAACAUAUAGCUCAUAUGAUGCAACAAAUGGCCGACAUACAAAGUGAAAUCGAUCGACUUCGAAACCUCACCAAACUGUCCAUUAGCAUGAAUACUCCACUUCCUGAACAUGGAACAAAUACCACUAUUCCAUCUUCUUUUCCUCCUAUUUAUCCUCCCAUCCCUAACAUUUCCCACCAAAUCCAUUAGUCCACCAAAACAACCGUAUUCCUACCAAAUCUCCCGUUAACCCAUAAGAAAACAACUCGCAACAAUUCGACUCGUAACAAACAAAAACCCAUUACCCUUCACUACUCCAUAUGUUCCUCAAGCUCCUAACCAAACUUCAUUUGCCCAAGCUCCACAUACCCAAAAUACCUCACUUACCCAAACUACCCAGUUGUCCAAAACCACCAAGUGGCCCCACAUAUAUUGGUGGCACAUGCUGCAAUUCCUAACACGCAAUAUGUGCCACUAGUAUAUGUAGCGGGAGCUCAACCUUUCACUAUUCCAAUGCCGAAGUUGGUCCAAAUGAAGAGAUGGAAAAGGAAGUAAGGUCAAAAACAUAUAAAAAUGUAGCAAAGGAGAUUCACAGUUUAAAGAAAGCAUUCAUAAGCAUCCAACAAUAGGAAGGAUGUGAAGGACUUGAGUAUGAAGAUUUAUAUGUUCAUCCAGAUGUUGAUUUACCGAUAGGGUAUAAGGUGCCAAAAUUUGAUAUGUUUGAUGGAAGAGGGAAUCCUCGAGCUCAUUUAAGGCCGUAUUGUGACAAGCUAGUGGGAGUAGGGAAAAAGGAGGCCAUUAGAAUGAAGCUGUUCAUAAGGAGUUUGACUGGAGAAGCUCUAGAUUUGUACACGAGCCAAAACCCACAUAAAUGGCAUAGUUGGAAUGCCUUGGCACAAGAAUUUAUGGAUAGGUUCAGGUUUAGCACUGAAGUCAUCCCAGAUUGAUUCCACUUGAUGAAGAUGGAGAAGAAAUCAACAGUCCUUCAAAGAAUAUGCCAUGCGGUGGAGAUCAGAUGCCGCGAAAGCUCAACCUCCUAUGGAGGAAAGUGAAAUGACUUCUCUUUUUGUGCAGUCUCAAAAAGAUGCGACAAGUAAGGCAAUGCAAUCUGAUCCAACUAGGGGAGCGAACAAAAAGAAGAAGGAUGGAGUUUCUGCAGUCAUAACCAUUCAGGAGAGGACCAAACCAAAUGUUAACAUACCAAAAUCCACUACCCUAUCCCUCCUAUUAUGACCAAUAUACCCAAGCUCCUCACCCGUAUUACCAACAUUUUACAUGCCCCAAAUCUAGUUUAUGCCACUCAGCCAAUAUAUUAUCCACCAUGAGCACAAACCUAUCAAAACCCACCACAAUAUCAACCCACCUAUCCUCCUCAAACCCACUACCAACCAUAAAAAUCGUCCUUCAAAUUCACCCAGUCCUCGUUCGAACUAUGAAAAAAGGCCAACCAAAACCUAUACACCUCUAGUUGAACCCUUAUUCCAACUGUAUGAAAGAAUGAGAACUGCAGGAGUACUCCAGCCGAUCUAAGGUAGAAUUCCCAAUCCCCUUCCUGGAUGGUAUGAUGGGACAAAGCAUUGUGCUUACCACUCUAGGGUUGCUGGGCAUGACACUGAGAAUUGUCUUACUCUCAAGGAUAAGAUUGAGGCGCUAAUCAAAGAAGGAGUUAUUCAGCUCAAAGGAGCUCCCCCCAAUGUGAACAACAAUCUCUUGCCAAAUCAUGGGGAUGCCCAUGUGAACAUGAUCACCAUUGAUGAAGAAUGUAAUUUGGAAGGGACUAUUGUAUCAGUCGGUGAUAAAGAAAAAAUGGAAACGUCAACUUUUGUCGCACCUGUAAUUACAGUCCAGAUACGAGCGAUACGAGCGCCAAUUGAAGUAGAAGUUGAUGUUCCCAAACCUACGAUCACAGCCUUAGUUACUCGAACACCUUUAAAUACUAAGGUAGUUCCUUGGAAUUACUCAACUGAUGCAAAGGACAAAGGAAAAGGAAAGUUCAUUUUAGAAGCUGCUGUUGCAGGAAUGACAAGAUCUGGACAUUGCUAUGCCCUUGAAGGAGUUGCGCAAGUAGUGUUUAAUAAGGAGAAUAGUCUGAAGAAAGUCCUGAUAGAGGCCGAGGUAGAGGAUUUUUGGAGGAAAAUGCCGACUAAGGAAUAUUCUGUUGUGGAGCAGCUGAAGAAGACUUCUGCCCAAAUCUCCUUGUUGUCAUUAUUGUUGAAUUCUUCAACUCAUAGGAGUGCUCUGGUAAAGGUGCUGAAUGAAGCUUAUGUGCCAACUGAGAUGACUAGCGAGAACCUUUCAGCUCUGGUAGGACAAGUCUUGGAAGCUAAUAUAGUCUCUUUUCAUGAAGAUGAGUUGCCGCCCGAAGGCCUGGGGCAUAAUAGAGCAUUAAACAUCACUGUCAGGUGUAAGGAUAAGUUUGUUUCUAAAUUUCUCAUUGACAAUGACUCAACUGUUAAUAUUUGUCCUUUUACUACCCUCCGAGCUUUGGAAAUUGACAUUGGGAAAGUGCACAAAAGUAAUGUAAAGGUUAAAGGUUUUAAUGGGACUCAAAGAGGAGUUAUUGGAGAAAUUGAUUUAUCACUACAAAUUGGACCUGUGGAGUUUACAGUAGAAUUCCAAGUGUUGGACAUUUCUGCUAGUUACAAUUUGUUGCUCGAAAGACCAUGGAUUUAUAGUGUUGGUGCAGUCCCUUCUACCCUGCAUCAGACUUUGAAGUUUGUCUGGGAUUAUCAUGAGAUUGUGAUUCAUGGAGAGAAGAAUAGUUCUAUCUACCAACAGAACUCAGUCCCUACUAUUGAACGAGUAGAACACCUGGACGGAUCCAUUUUUCAUGUUAAAUGGACCAUGUGUAUUGCUAAGGUAGAAAGGUUAAAGUUACCACGGGCCCUUAUGACGGUGGCCUUGGAAAUGUUGAAGAAUGGUUUUGUGCCUGGUCAAGGUCUUGGCAUGAACUUAGAUGGAAUACUAGAGCCAAUUCAAUUGUAUGAGCCUACUCCUGAAGAAGUCUCAUCGGCUAAUCUCAAAAGGAAAGAUGACAUUCUCCUGCCAAAGCCUAUCCUAUUCCUAGAUCAGUCAUUUUCCAAAGCAUUUGUUGCCCAAAUAUCAGAAGAAGAUGCUGAAGAAGACCUCAUUGAAGGAGUCAAAAACUUGUUCAUUACUGAAGAAGAAGAAGAUGCUGAAGAAGACCUUGUUGGAGGAGUCAAAAACUUGUUCAUUACUGAAGAAGAAGCUGAGUGCAAUAUGAUUUUGGAGGAUUGCACGAGACCCUGACUAUUUGGGAUACUGAGCCUGGAGAUGCUUGCUUUGAACAAUUGGACUUGUACCCCAUCCCUGGUUCUUCGGGAAUCUUAGUAGAUAAUUGUAUGAGUAUUUACAACACGAUUCUAAAUUGAGGCCUAAAUCAUCUUUAUGAAUUUAUGUGUUUUGCCUCCACUUUUUGAAAGCUUAAAUGCCAAAUCCAAAUGAUGUUUUGCUAUUUUUAUUUCAAAUCGUCUUCAUUAAUUUAUUUCCUCUUUUUUCCUUUUUCAGCAAGCAAAGUAACAAAUCUGCCAAUACUAUGAAUGUGACACAUAUAAUGAAACAAGCGAAAUAAUUCCAAAUAGCGAACACGAUUUUGUAUAAUAUGAAGAAGAUCUGAAGAGUUGACUAAAGAAUUUGAACAUUUUGAAAAUAAGGCAAAACCAAAUUUGGAUAAAACUGAGACAAUAAACUUGGGGGAUGCGGAACUCAUCAGAGAAACAAGGAUUAGCGUUCAUUUGACUCCAUCCCAAAGGAAUGAAUUGAUUGGUCUUUUGAAGCAAUAUAUAGAUGUGUUUGCAUGGUCCUAUGAUGAUAUGUCGGGUUUAAGCACAAACAUUGUUUCUCAUAGGUUGCCAACUGAUCCAUCUUGUCCUCCUGUAAAGCAAAAACCAAAAAAGAUGAAGCCUAAUUUAAGUUUGAAAGUCAGGGAGGAAAUGUCCAAGCAAUUCGAUGCCAACGUCAUUCGAGUUACGAAGUAUCCCACUUGGUUGGCCAACAUUGUACCCGUGCUAAAAAAAAUGGAAAAAUCAGAGUAUGCGUGGAUUAUUGGGAUUUCAACAAGGCUAGCCCAAAGGGUGAUUUCCCUCUACCAAAUAUUCACAUACUCUCAUUGAUUGCUUCGUAGGUUACCAUCAGAUCCUGAUGAACGAGGAAGAUGCCGAGAAAACUGCAUUCAUCACACCUUGGGGAGUAUAUUGUUAUCGAGUGAUGCCUUUUGGACCCUAGAACGCAGGGGAAACUUAUGUGAGGGCCAUGACUUCCAUUUUUCACGACAUGACCUACAAGGAGAUUGAAUUCUAUGUUGAUGAUGUCAUUAUCAAGUCGCGAAAGAGCUUAGAUCAUUUGAAAGAUUUGAGAAAGUUCUUUGACAGGUUGAGACGGUACGAUCUGAAAUUGAAUCCUGCAAAAUGUGCAUUUGGUGUCCCCGCUGGAAAGCUAUUUGGUUUCAUCGUGAGUAGGGAAGGCAUAGAAUUGGAUCCUUUAAAAAUAAAAGCUAUCUAAGACUUGCUUUCUCCAAGGAGUCAAAAGGAUAGGAUGAGUUUCCUAGGUCGACUCAAUUACAUCAACUGAUUUAUCGCACAAUCCACGGUUAUUUGUGAACCAAUAUUUAAGUUAUUGAGAAAGGAUGCAGCUACAAAGUGGAUAGAAGAUUGCCAACAAGCUUUUGACAUAAUCAAGGAUUAAUUUGUCUAAUCCAUCCAUUUUGGUGCCUCCAGAACCCGGAAGGCCAUUGUUGCUAUAUUUGUCUGUGUCAGAAAAUGCAUUUAGGUGUGUUUUAGGAUAACAUGAUGAAACUGAAAAGAAGGAACAAGCCAUAUAUUAUUUGAGCAAGAAGUUCACGCUUUCUGAAGCUCGGUAUACAUUAUUGGAGCGUACAUGUUAUGCCUCGACUUGGAUUGCACAAAAGUUAAGGCAUUACAUGUGCGCGUAUACCACUUUUCUUAUCUCCAGAAUGGAUUCGCUCAAGUAAAUCUUUCAGAAGACCAUGCCUACCGAAAAGCUAGCAAAGUGGUAGAUUUUGUUAAGUGAAUUUAACAUUAUUUAUGUUACUCAAAAGGCGGUGAAGGACAAGCUUUAGCUGACCAUCUUGUUGAAAACCCUAUAGAUGAAGAGUACAGGUCUCUUAAAACUUAUUUACCGGAUGAAGUUCUAAUUAUUGAUGAAGAAGAUAUUUCAUAAGCAUAUCCAGGUUGGAGAAUGUUCUUUGAUGGGGCUGCAAACUUCAAAGGAGUUGGUAUUGGGGUAGUACUAAUUUUGGAGUCGGGCCAACAUUAUCUGAUCUCAGCAAAGCUCAGAUUUCCGUGCACUAACAAUAUGGCAGGAUACGAGGCUUUCAUUCUUGGUCUUUGAAUGGUUGCUGAUAUGAACAUACAGGAACUGUUGGUUAUAAAAGAUUCAAAUUUAGUGGUUCAUCAAGUACAAGGAGAAUGGUGUGUCAAGAACGUGAAGCUACUUCCAUAUCUGGAGUGUGUGAAAGAGUAGCUCAAGAAGUUCAUUAAGGUUGAAUUUAAACAUGUCCCAAGAACUCAAAAUGAGUUAACAGAUGCAUUGGCAACUCUGUCCUCUAUGAUUCAACAUCUAGACAAGAAUUUCAUAGAUCCUAUCAAGGUGAAUAUACAAGACGAACGAUAUACUGUUUUCAUGUAGAUGCAGAACCAAACGGCAAACCCUGGUACUACGACAUCAAAAGGUAUCUCAAGGAAGGAGACUAUCCAGAAGGCAUAACCAGUAUUCAAAAGAGAACACUCCGGAGAUUGGCAAAUCACUUCUUCCUAAGUGGAGAUAUCCUUUAUAGGAGGACUCCAGAUUUAGAAUCGUUAAGGUGUGUCGACGCUCAAGAGGCUACCAAGUUAGUUGAAGAGAUACAUGGGGGCAUGUGUGGGCCGCAUAUGAAUGGUUUUAUUUUGGAAAAGAAGAUUCUUCAGGCUGGCUAUUUCUGGAUGACUAUAGAAACAGAUUGCAUUCACUUUGUGUGAAAAUGUCAUCAAUGUCAGAUUCAUGGUGACUUGAUUCUUGUUCCACCAAAUGAACUCAAUGUGACGAGUUCUCCUUGGUCGUUUGUAGCUUGGGGCAUAGGUGUCAUCAGUACUAUUGAGCCAUCUGCAUUAAAUGGACAUAGGUUUAUUUUGGUAGCUAUUGAUUAUUUCACCAAAUGGGUAGAAACCUCUUCAUACAAGUCUGUAACAAAGAAGUUGGUGACAAACUUUGUUCGCAAUAACAUUAUUUGUCGAUUCGGAGUUCCGAAAUUAGUUAUAACAGAUAAUGGAGCUAAUCUCAAUAAUGGCUUGAUGCGUGAGAUAUGUCAGAAGUUUAAGAUUACUCAUCGUAAUUCCAUCCCUUACCGUCCUCAGAUGAAUGGAGCAGUUGAGGCCGCCAACAAGAACAUCAAGUGAAUAUUGCGGAAGAUGAUUAAUAACUAUAAGCAUUGGCACGAGAAUUUUUCGUUUGCCCUCUUUGGCUAUCGCAUCACUAUUAGGACAUCUACUGGAGCAAUACCUUAUCUGUUGGUUUAUGGAACAGAAGCAGUGUUACCCGCAGAAGUAGAGAUACCAUCUUUGAGAAUCAUUUAGGAAGCUGAGUUGAGCGAUGCCCAAUAGAUUCAAAACCGGUAUGAACAAUUAAUGUUAGUUGAUGAAAAAAGGAUGAACGCAAUUUGUCAUGGGCAGCUUUAUCAGAAUAGAAUGGCCAAAGCUUUCAAUAAGAAGGUACGAUCGAGACAAUUCAAGCCAGGACAAUUAGUGAAGCGCAUAUUUUCGCACCAAAAUGAGGCUAAAGUGUUGAAGCGCAUAUUUUCGCACCAAAAUGAGGCUAAAGGAAAGUUUGCACCCAACUGGCAAGGAACUUACAUCGUUCAUCGAGUACUGACAGGUGGAGCAUUGGUCCUAGCGAAAAUGGAUGGUGAAGUGUGGCCGAAAGCCAUCAAUGCAGAUGCUGUUAAGAGAUACUAUGUUUAGAAGUCUUUUUCUCAUGUGAUGUUCCUUUCGCUAUGUAAUGAAACUAUGAAUGACCUAAUUCCCUUGGGGGAAUACGUAAGAAACCCACGUCGGGUUUGGUCUUUUAAGUAGAAAUUUCCCAAAAAAUCCCUCUUUACUGAUAAUGCGAACUACGGUUGACCUGACUUCCUUGGCGGAUACGUAGGUGGUCCACAUCAGCCUCGGUCACAUUAGAAGAAAAAUCAUUUCCCCCCUUUCUAUUUCAUAUGUAAUGAACUAUGUUCGGCCUGAUUCCCGUGGGAUACGUAGGCAACCCACGGAGGGUUUUGCCUCUUAGUUUUAAUUCUCUUAAAUAUAUUUUAUGAACUACGCUUGGCCUGAUUCCCUUGGCGAGAUACGUAGGCAACCUAUACAAGGCUCGGUCUCAUCAUCUUAGAACGUCAACAUCUUUCUAGUCAAAGCUGGGACAGCUUUUAAAGGGGCUUUAUUUCGAGAAAUGAUUGAGAAGACUUCAAGAGAUACCGAAGAGUGUGGGUUCAACCAAGUAGUUGAAAAAUGGACAUUCGCUUUGGACCAAGUAGUUGAAAAAUGGACAUUCGCUUUGGAUAACGGACGUUUGCAUUGUUUCACAACAUGUCACAGUUCAAAGUUUGGCAGAAUUCCUUUUACCACUAUGCAUAUUUGCAUAUUUUUAUUUAUCAAGUUAUUUGUCACUCUUAUCUUUAACUUUAAAUAGUUUUCAAUCAAAUAUUUUCUUAUUAUCCAUUGGCCCAAGAUAUGGGAUAAAUGGGGUAUGAGUCCAAACAAAGCUGGAAGCACGAAGUAUCAAGAGCCAGACCUUCAAAAGUCAACACAAAUCAACCAACCCCCAAACUUACAAAUUUUCUUCAACCAACCCCCAAACUUACAAAUUUUCUUUGAGUGCAGGUUUUGAAGAAUAGCAGAGAAGCCCAAAGUUGAUAAAAUUUGCGGGCUUGCAAGGAUUACACCUUAAACGGUUUGAAUUUCCUUUAAAAAAUUUAGGCGAAACCAUGUCUUUGUAGUAAUAUUUAUUAAAUGAUUUUGAAAAUCUUACAAAGAUUUCAAGCACCCUGCGCAUGACUUCCGAUUAGUCUAAAUAGAUACCUUUUAAUAUUCUGCACAAUUGUUUUCAAAUACUUAAAAUACACAAUACAUGGCUUUUAGGUAUUUUGCAUAUAUGCUCUAAAAGUACCCCGCAUGCACUGCAUAAUUUCCUUAAAUGCACUGCACAUGGCUACAAUGGCUCUGCAUAAGCGCAAAUAUACUGCAUAAUCGCUUUAAAUAGCUUUAAAAUGCACUACACGUGACUUUCAAUUACUUUGCAUAUGUGCUCUAAAAUGCACUGCACAAACAACAACAACAAAAAACCCAGUGUAUUCCCACCUGGUGGGGUCUGGGGGGUAGGAUGUACGCAGUCC